UUUAUUUUGACGCUUUAUGUUGUCCUUCUAACUCAUUUUAUAUUUUAUGACAUGUCGUUGAUAUAUUUGAGAAUUGCAACAAAUAUUAGGAUAAUCUGGCUGUCUUUCUAACUAUGCAAUCGAUUAAGUACACCAUUAUUGCCGAGUCAAACAUAAACAGCUUCGGUCCAUUGCUAGGUUUACGUUAUGCGACAACUUGAAGUGUAUGCGAAAGGACAGAAUAACAAAACGUGGUAGUGAAUGCGGUAGAGUCCCAGUCUAGGUAUGGAGCAGUGUGCGUGUGUGGAGCGGGAGCUGGAGAAGGUGCUCCAUAGGUUCGUCAUGUACGGACACCAGUCAGAGGAACGGCUGGACGAACUACUACGCAGCGUCUGUGAGCUACGGGGACAGCUGGUUACAUUCGGGGUACGAGAUGCAGAUCUGACGGUGCUGUCUCAGACCAUGGCCCAGUGUUGUAAGAACAUUAAAGAAACGGUACAGCUGCUGGCCUCCAGACACAAGGACAUCCACGGCAGUGUCUCCAAAGUGGGCAAAGCUAUCGACAGGAACUUUGAUGCAGAGGUGAGUGCAGUGGUGGCAGAGACAGUGUGGGACUCACCUGAGAGACAGAAGUACCUGAGUGAGACCAUCGUGGAACACCUGUACAGACAAGGCAUGCUGAGUGUGGCAGAGGACCUAUGUCAGGAGUCUGGAGUAGUGAUUGACAUGAGCAUGAAGCAGCCGUUCUUGGAACUCAACAGGAUCCUGGAGGCCUUGAGGAUGCAGGACCUCAGACCAGCACUAGAAUGGGCAGUAACAAACCGGCAGCGCCUGCUGGACCUGAACAGUACCCUGGAGUUCAAGCUGCACCGCCUCUACUUCAUCAGCCUGUUAAACGGAGGCAUCACCAACCAGCUGGAGGCGCUACAGUACGCCAGGCACUUCCAGCCCUUCGCCUCACAGCACCAGAGAGACAUCCAGAUCCUCAUGGGUAGUCUGGUGUACCUGCGGCACGGCAUAGAGAACUCUCCCUACCGCUCUCUGCUAGAGACCAACCAAUGGGCUGAGAUCUGUAACAGCUUCACCAGGGACGCCUGCGCUCUGCUGGGGCUAUCUGUAGAGUCACCUCUCAGUGUCAGUUUUGCGUCAGGCUGCAUGGCUCUGCCAGUCCUGAUGAACAUCAAACAGGUGAUUGAACAGAGACAGUGUAGCGGAGUCUGGACACACAAGGACGAGCUGCCUAUUGAGAUAGACCUGGGGAAGAAGUGCUGGUACCAUUCCGUAUUCGCCUGUCCCAUCCUCCGGCAGCAGACGUCAGAGAGCAACCCUCCCAUGAAGCUCAUCUGUGGACACGUCAUCUCCAGAGACGCCCUCAACAAACUCACCAACGCUGGAAAACUGAAAUGCCCCUACUGUCCCAUGGAGCAGAACCCGUCAGAUGCCAAGCAGAUCUUCUUUUGAUCCCCCGUCCUUUUUCCUGAAACCGCCAGGCCCUUGGAGCUACAGUAGCUACCUGCUACCCCAGGACCCCUGGAAAUCCCCAUCCUACAGGCACCAAUUUGCCCCAGUGCCCCCACCCAAACUCGGACAGAUACCCUCCCAGUGAUGGCCCAAGGCUGUAAUACUCCUGCCUCGUCUUGCCCCAUCAACAGCUCCUAGUGUACAGAGGGCUGAUGUGGAUGGCCCAUCAAACGACUUCUACCCAUAGAGAGACAGAGAGGAGUCGGUCAGCAUGAGGACAAAGGAAACAUCUCAAAAGGAUUGUUCAUUCAUUGACACUCGUUCAUUUGCAACUGCCUGCUGAACUUAUUCUACACUUUUUCUUUAAGGAUGUGAUGAGGUGUUAUGCUUUCUUUUGUGGGAUGGUGAUAGGCUGUCGAGUUGAUGAUGAUGAUGAUAGGCUGUCGAGUUGAUGAUGAUGGUGAUAGGCUGUCGAGUUGAGUUGAUGGUGAUAGGCUGUCGAGUUGAUGGUGAUAGGCUGUCGAGUUGAUGGUGAUAGGCUGUCGAGUUGAGUUGAUGGUGAUAGGCUGUCGAGUUGAGUUGAUGGUGAUAGGCUGUCGAGUUGAUGAUGGUGAUAGGCUACCCUACUGUAGUUGAUGAUGGUGAUAGGCUGUCGAGUUGAGUUGAUGAUGGUGAUAGGCUGUCGAGUUGAUGAUGGUGAUGUUGAAUUUCUGUUGAGGAUGAUAGCCUUUCGAGUUGAGUUGAUAGCGAUAGGGUAUCAAGUUGUAGUUUUUGGACGACUGCUAAGUUCCUUAUUCUCUAUCUCUCCAUCUGUAGGCUUUCCUCAGUACACAGAAUGCUCUAUCCAUCUGUAGGCUUUCCUCAGUACACAGAAUGCUCUAUCCAUCUGUAGGCUUUCCUCAGUACACAGAAUGCUCUAUCCAUCUGUAGGCUUUCCUCAGUACACAGAAUGCUCUAUCCAUCUGUAGGCUUUCCUCAGUACACAGAAUGGGUCUUUUAGAAUGAUUUAAUGGAUGUUAGAGGGGUGAUGUGACUUUUUUUUUUCUUUUUUUUUUUUUAGAAAGUUGUCUGAUUUCAGGAGAGUAUUUAAACUUCUAUAUUACAGAGGUAAAGCUAAGUGGCCUCUGAGAAAAUAUAUUCACAUAAAUUGUAUUGAGAGGUUGUGAUUGGCUGAUAGGUGGUGACCAUGGUUACAGUUUGUGAAUGGAACACUGAUUGUAAAAAAAAAUGUUUAACAUUUCUCUUUCUAUUGGUGAUGAUGUAAUAAAGGCCCUGAUUGGUUGAAAGUCACUUUGGGUUACAGUACAUGUAUCAGUGUGAUGAUCAACAGUUGUGAUCGAUGGAGAGGUCGAGGGUCAAUUGACUGAUUUGAUUUUGCAACUGGCUCCAAUAACAAUAAUUUUCCUGAAGAAGGAAGCCAUGUUUCUUGUUCUGUGUAGGCCUAUGUAUUCAACAAAAACUAAUUAUACUACUGUGAAGUCUGCUUUUGUUUUUAUUUAUCAUCGCUAGAAUCAAGUCUCUUUGUAAAAUAGUGAAACCACAAGUAACAUAAUACAUUUUAUGAAAUAUAAUUUUGCCACAAAAUGGCAACAUCAGUAUUGGGUUGGAUCCAUGAUCAAAUCCUUCUCCGUUUUCCGAACCGAUAGCUCCCAGCCCAUGGAAUGGUGAUGUCAUACCAGCCCAUGGAAUGGUGAUGUCAGCGAGUUCUGCACCACCAUCUCUUUAACAGCCGACACAUGGUAGCAGUCAGCCAUUAUAUCAACUUUGCACUGAUCUCCAGUCAGAAUGAAUGAUGGAAGCAGGUAUAGUUUUAUAUUAUGAUUUGUGUGUGCACAUGUGUUUGUUUUAUGUUUGGUUGAUUUUUACAUUUGAUAUACUGCUUUUGGUUGACAAUCAUUCAUCUCCUUUCCCAGAUUGACAGAAUACACUAAGGUCUGAUAUGGCUUCUUCCUUGGGUUCUUUUUCUUUCCAUUAGUCAGUUAUUGAGUUCUUGUGUGAUAGGUUUGCCUUUUACCUGCUUCUCUGUCUUUAUUAAAGUUGUAUUGUACAUAUUUAUUCUCUAACAUGUUUCAUAUUAUACUUGCAUCUUAAAAUGGAAUAAAAACUUUAUACUCCAA
This is a messenger RNA of Salmo salar (Atlantic salmon), 3557 nucleotides long. Lineage: Eukaryota; Metazoa; Chordata; Actinopteri; Salmoniformes; Salmonidae. The record is from RefSeq and is a predicted model, not a curated record.